CCUGGGGAGGGGGGGCAGCUCCUCAUUGGCUGGGAUGAAAGCUCCCGCCCCGUCCCGCUCUCUCCAGAUCCCCCCCCCCCAUCCACGGUCGCUGUCCAGCCGCCUGGGUGCUGAACCGCCCCUCCCCCACCCCCAGCCGCCCCGACACUGGGACCCUCCCCCCGCAGCAGCCGCUGGGGCAGGGGGCGCAGCGGAGCCAGGAUGAGCGGGGGGGUCUAUGGAGGAGAUGAGGUGGGGGCGCUCGUCUUUGACAUCGGCUCGUUCUCAGUCCGAGCUGGCUACGCCGGAGAAGACUGCCCCAAGGCGGAUUUCCCCACCACCGUGGGGCUGCUGGCCCCCGAGGAGGCGGCGCUGGAGCUGGACGGGGACAAGGAGAAGAAGCCGGGGAAGGUUUAUUACAUCGACACCAACUCGCUGCACGUCCCGCGGGAGAACACGGACGUCCUGUCGCCCCUCAAGAACGGCAUGAUCGAGGACUGGGACUGUUUCCAGGCCAUCCUGGACCACACCUACGGGAAACACGUCAAGUCGGAGCCCGGCCUGCACCCCGUGCUCAUGUCCGAGGCGCCGUGGAACACCCGGGCCAAGCGGGAGAAGCUGACCGAGCUGAUGUUCGAGCAUUACGCCAUCCCGGCCUUCUUCCUCUGCAAGACCGCCGUGCUCACCGCCUUUGCCAACGGCCGCAGCACGGGGCUGGUGCUCGACAGUGGGGCCACCCACACCACGGCCAUCCCCGUGCACGACGGCUACAUCCUGCAGCAAGGCAUCGUGAAGUCGCCGCUGGCCGGGGAUUUCAUCUCCAUGCAGUGCCGGGAGCUGUUCCAGGAGAUGAACAUCGAGAUCGUGCCCCCCUACAUGAUCGCUGCCAAGGACCCCGUGCGUGAGGGGGCCCCCCCCAACUGGAAGAAGAAGGAGAAGCUGCCCCAGGUCUCCAAAUCCUGGCACAACUACACCUGCAAUGAGGUGAUCCAGGAUUUCCAGGCCUCGGUGCUCCAGGUCUCCGACUCGCCGUAUGACGAGCAGGUGGCUGCCCAGAUGCCCACCGUGCACUACGAGAUGCCCAACGGCUACAACACGGACUAUGGGGCCGAGCGGCUGCGAAUCCCCGAGGGGCUGUUCGACCCCUCCAACGUCAAGGGUCUUUCUGGGAACACCAUGCUGGGCGUCGGCCACGUGGUGACCACCAGCAUCGGCAUGUGUGAUAUCGACAUCAGGCCGGUGCGUCCCCCCCCGUCGCUCCCCCCUGCCCUGUGGG
This is a messenger RNA of Mauremys mutica (yellowpond turtle), 1255 nucleotides long. It is a transcript of the gene ACTL6B, whose product is annotated as actin like 6B. Gene Ontology annotation, molecular function: chromatin binding. The annotation marks the transcript as partial. The transcript has 11 exons. NCBI's taxonomy places the organism in Eukaryota, Metazoa, Chordata, Testudines, Geoemydidae. Gene Ontology annotation, cellular component: NuA4 histone acetyltransferase complex; SWI/SNF complex. Gene Ontology annotation, biological process: regulation of transcription by RNA polymerase II; nervous system development. The record is from RefSeq and is a predicted model, not a curated record.